Molecule: messenger RNA, 2653 nt
Organism: Nerophis lumbriciformis (worm pipefish)
Lineage: Eukaryota; Metazoa; Chordata; Actinopteri; Syngnathiformes; Syngnathidae
Gene: negr1
Product: neuronal growth regulator 1
Source: RefSeq, a predicted model, not a curated record
UUGUCUGCUUCCAGCCCCGCUCCCAUUUCACACCGCCUCUCCUCGCUAGAUGGUGUGCGAGCCACUGGAGAGAAACACUCAGCGCUCGGCUGCGUGGACGGCGGACAUCAACUCGCUUUUUUCCCCGCCAGAGUAUUUUUGUUGCCAGACUCGGGAUAUAAAAGCACGCGUGUGACGGACUUAAUAAUGGACGCGUGUGUGUGUGCUCUGCGGCUAACUGCGACCCUGCUCAGCCUGUGCUGCCUCCUGCCAGCCGGACAAGUUGUGGACUAUUCCUCGGUGGAAAGUGUGGUCAGCAGGCAAGGCGACACGGCGCUACUCAGGUGCUACCUGCUGGAUGGCAUCUCCAAAGGGGCGUGGCUCAACCGCUCCAGCAUCAUCUUCGCAGGUAAUGACAAGUGGUCUGUGGACCCCCGGGUCUCCAUCGUGUCCAGCGUGGGAGACCAGCACGAGUACAGCCUGCAGAUCCAGAAGGUCCACGUCACCGACGACGGCCAGUACACCUGCUCCAUCCAGAGCGAGCGCAACCCUCGGCCCAAGCUGCUCAACCUCAUCGUCAAAGUUCCUCCCAAGAUCUACGACAUCUCCUCCGACAUCACCGUCAACGAGGGCAGCAACGUGUCGCUCAUCUGCACCGCCAGCGGGAAACCUGAGCCCGCCAUUUCCUGGCGACACAUCACCCCGUCAGCCAGGAAGUACGACAGCGGUGAAUAUCUGAAUAUCAGCAGCAUCAGCCGGGACCAGGCCGGAGACUACGAGUGCAGCGCCUUAAAUGACAUCGCCUCUCCUGACACCAAGACAGUCAAAGUCACCGUCAGCUUCGCUCCCUCCAUCCACGAGAUGAAAAGUAACGGAGUAGUUCUCGGACGCACGGCUCUCCUCAGGUGUGAAGCGGCGGCUGUUCCUUCGCCGACCUUUGAUUGGUUCAAGGGUGAGAAAAGGAUUCUGAAGGGUCAGGGCAUCGACAUCAAAAGCCUGAGUUCCAGAUCCGUCCUGACGGUGAGCAACAUGACGGAGGAUCGUUACGGGAACUACACCUGUAUCGCCACCAACAAACUGGGCACCGCCAACGCCAGUGUGCCUCUCACCCCGCCCAACACCGCCCCCUACGGGAGCACAGGAAGUGCGCACGCCCCGCUGGCCUGUCGAUACCUGGUCCUGGCUCUCACCUUGAUGGGCGUGUACUAGCGGGGCUCACCAGGGCAAAGAGACUGUCCACGGUUUUUGGCCCCGAGACCGGAAUCCAAUCGGGCGCAGUUUGGCGAAACGCAAAGAGGAAGAAAAUAAUCAGUACUUUUUUUUUUUCUCUCUCUCUUUUUGUCAUGGUGAACUUCAUGUAAAUAAUCAUUUUUUUUAUUUUCUGAUUGAUGGAUGAAUCGGCCCCGCCCCCCCCUCCCUCACGUCCAAUCGUAUCGCACGCUCAGCUUCUCUCGCGUGACAUUCACAUCCGUUUAUCUCUGCGACGAGAAGGAAGGGAGUGUGCCCUCCGUUAUUAGCGAUUAGCAUAAUAAUCUUUUUUUCAAGUGGGAGGAAGAAGGAGGAAAACACUUUCAGUAAAGUCACUUCUUUGGUUCCUUAUCAACUCCUCUCUUUUACAAAAGGGAGUCAAAAGACGUUAGACAUGAUUUGUUGUCUUCAAAAUAUUCACUCAAGCUUUUUGUUUCGGUUUGUGUCUUCGUCAUUUAGCGCAGGGGUGUCCAAGCUGCUGCCAUAUUAGCAUGAACUUAUAUGACCCGAUCCAAACAACCUUACCUAGUCAUGGCUUUAAAAAAAAAAAAAAAACAUGGUCACAACCUGCUCACUUAACUUUGUGGAUGUAACAAGAAAUGUCCAAGCACAGCACAUAAUUCAACAUUGCACUCAUUUAAAUCCACUUAUAUGACCCGAUCCAAACAACCUCCCCUAGUCAUGGCGUAAAAAAUUAAUACAAAAGUGCAAAAAACACAAAAAGUCAACACCUAUGGUCACACAUGACACAACCUGCUCAUGUAACUUUGUGGCUGUACCAAGAAAUGUCCAAUCACAGCACAUAAUUCAACAUUGCACUCAUUUAAAUCCACUUAUAUGACCCGAUCCAAACAACCUUCCCUAGUCAUGGCGUAAAAAAUUAAUACAAAAGUGCAAAAAACACAAAAAGUCAACACCUAUGGUCACACAUGACACAACCUGCUCAUGUAACUUUGUGGCUGUACCAAGAAAUGUCCAAUCACAGCACAUAAUUCAACAUUGCACUCAUUUAAAUCCACUUAUAUGACCCGAUCCAAACAACCUUCCCUAGUCAUGGCGUAAAAAAUUAAUACAAAAGUGCAAAAAACACAAAAAAGUCAACACACAUGGUCACACAUAACACAUCCUGCUCACUAAACAUUGUGGAUAUUAUAAAAAAAAACAUGUCCAAGCACAGCACAUAAUUCCACAUAAAACUCAAUUGAAUCCUCUUAUAUGACCCGAUCCAAACAACCUUCCCUAGUCAUGGCGUUAAAAAAAAUGCAAACAAUACAACAAGUCAACACAAACGGUCACACAUAACUGAACUUUGUGGAUAUUAUAAAACAAUGUCAAACACACCACAUAAUUCAACAUCACACUCAUUUAAAUCCAAUUAUAUGACCAGAUCCAAACAACCUUCCCUAGUCAUGGCGUAAAAAAUAAA